AUGGAUCCUCUAGACAAAAAGCGCAGUGCUAAUAUCAUCAGCCGAGCAUUGCGUGAAUAUUUGCGUUUAUUACAAGACAGACCUAUUGUUACAAAAGCUGCAACAAAUGCUGUGGUUGCUGGACUAGGAAACAUUAUAUCCCAGAUUCUGGCUCCGGACCAGUCGACAGCUGGAAAGAUCAACUGGAGAAGUGUGUUUGCCUACACCUCAUUCGGGUUUUUUGUCAAUGGGCCUCUAAUUCACCACUUCUACAUUUUUCUGGAGAAAGCCUUUCCCAGAGACAAACCAGGGGCUGCUCUGAAACGUGUUCUGUUUGACAGACUUGUGUUUGCUCCACCUCUGCUGCUGCUGUUUUUGUACUAUGCUUCAAUCAUUGAGGGUGUUGGCAAUAAGGGAGCUGUGAAGAGGAUCAAAGACACUUACUGGAUGAUUCUUCGGUUAAACUGGACGGUGUGGUCACUGAUACAGUAUGUCAACAUUAAUUACAUUCCUUUGAAGUAUCGUACCUUGUUUGGAAAUUUCUUUGCCCUGAUUUGGAUGAUCUUCAUUUCAAUUAAGCGGAGACAGGCGACUAAGUGA
Molecule: messenger RNA, 579 nt
Organism: Candidula unifasciata
Lineage: Eukaryota; Metazoa; Mollusca; Gastropoda; Stylommatophora; Geomitridae
Source: the annotation of a GenBank genome assembly